This is a messenger RNA of Biomphalaria glabrata, 2886 nucleotides long. RefSeq lists its product as uncharacterized. NCBI's taxonomy places the organism in Eukaryota, Metazoa, Mollusca, Gastropoda, Planorbidae. The coding region runs from base 521 to 901 and encodes 126 amino acids. The transcript has 6 exons. The record is from RefSeq and is a predicted model, not a curated record.
AGACAUAAAGAUGAAAAAAAAGUUGCACUGAAACCAAAGAAAUUUUUUGAAAAUUAACUCUGGCAAACUAAAUCUAAAUGCAGACAAAUUAGAGUUAGCUUGCUUCUUAUUUAAGAAAAGAAAUGUUAGAAUUGGAGUUUGAGAAUCCCCUUUUGCUAUGUUUAAAUUCUUACUCUGUUGCUGUAAUCGGAGGGUAUCUAUAUUGUCUUUAGUUUCUGCACGCAUAAACGUUUAUGAUUUGAUAAACAAACUAGGCAACAUCUUAUUGAAAUUUGAGCCCACAAUUUCUUUCCUAUUUGAAUCUAAUUAUCAAAAUUGUAAAUAAAAUACAAACCCAUGCAGAAAAUAAGCUCAUCUUUCAACAGUUUUGUGAGACACAUGAUGAGCAACAUGUUGAACUCUUAUUGUAAACUGCAAUGAGGUUUACUUAAGAGAUUUCUAUCUGGAACCUAAUUGACCUUUGACAUGAUUAAUUUUAAGAUCAAUUAAUUUAAGACAACAUAAAUAUGUGCUCUAAAAAAUGAAGUGGAUGGAUAAUCAAUUCAGGAUGAAUUCAUGCUUGCUGGCUGCAUUAUUUAUUUUGCUAAGUUUCGGGAUUGACAUUGUUCAGUGUGCAGAGUGUCAAGGGGUCAUAGAGUGUGUAAAUACAUUUGUGUCCAAAACUCAGUCCAUUGGUCAUGACAGGAGUGCAUACUGUAGUGCAGUAUCUGAAGUGAUUGCAUGUAUAAAGAAAGUGGACUGUCUUGGAGAUACAGCUAUUCACAAAACCGAUUCACUGAGAACUUUUCAAACAGAUCGAAGUUGCAGUGGUGGCAUGACACUGGCCCCCAAGAGCUCUCUGAUCUUCCUCUCAACUUUGGCUUACAUCACAUGGAUGUUUUGUUUCAAAAACAUUUUGUAAAUUUGUUAAAAGAUAAAUGUCAUUUAGAUAGAUAUCUGUAGAAAUUUCAUUUAGAUAUCUGAUUUGUUAAGUUCUUAAAAAAAAAAAAAAAGAAAUUGAAUUACUUGAUUGUUUUGUCAUUUGGUUUUUAGUAUUAGAUGUUAAUUUUUUAUUGCAUUUCAUUUUUCACAAUUUGAUAAAUACAAAUAAUAUAGUGAUAUAAUUUUAAUGAUGUGAGUAUGAUUGUGAGUAUACAAAAUAUAUUUGUUAUCAGCUAGAUAUUUGUAUUGUAUGGAUGUAAAAGCAGAGUUUCUUAAAAAAUGAUUUUUGAGUGAAAUUUUGUUAAUACACACAGUUAUUCAAAUAAUAUAUGUGCAUUGUAUUUUUAUUGGUAGAUGUUAGCUCAAUAUAAUGUUCUCUAUUGACAGUGUAAGACCCAAGGUAGCAUAUUAGAUUGAAAUUUUGUGAUUAAAAGACCCAUUAUAUGUAAAUAUAGUUUACAUUUGCAACUAAAUGUGAACUCAUUAUCUUUGUUUUAUGAGCACAAUUUUACUUGACAUAAUUUUACAAAGUCAUAAAAAAAGAAAGUCUGUGUUCUCUCUUGUGCUUUAUUUGUAUAUUUGUGAUUUUUUACAAACAUCUUUUUGGACAAAAGUUAGCCAAAACUAAUUCUGCAUUAUUGUUAUAUCUUAGAAAUUCAUGUAGGCCUACCUUAAUUGUAAUGUCAUCUUAGAUCUUUAUUUUCCAAUGUUAUGACACUUAAUACAAAAUUUAUACUUAUGCAUACCAGUUUUAAUAGGAAAAUUUAAUGAUUGUUCUGUUUAAAUAUGUUCAUAAAAAAUGUUUUGUUUUUUUUGCAUAAUUAAGUGUAGGUUUAUUGGAAAAUAACUUUUUGAAAUUCAGGAUUUUAGACCAAAUAAAGAAAUUCAUAAGUUAAACAUUUUUUUGUUCAUAGUGGGAAAUGAAGCUGAUGGUCAUAUUGUCUUCAUUUAUACUCUACAAGCACACUAAGAAAAAGUAACCUUGUUUUUAGGUUUAAAAGAUAAAAUGAUAUUUGUCAUUGCAAAGUCACAAUCACUGCAAUGCUUCUCCCAUGAAAAUUGAGAUCUUAGUGCUAAUUCUGAUUUAAGACUUCCUUUUUAUAAAUUAACAUUAGAUAAUAUUUUAAGUGUAUUCGUUUAUUGAUCACAAGUUCAAUGCAGUGGUUUAAUUUUUUUUUUUAAAUACCUAAAUAUAACUCAUUGGUUUUACACUAGUGUUUUUUUUUAACUCCCUUUUUAUUAUUAAUCCUAUACAUUAUCAGAAAGAUUAAUAAGGGAACAACAUGAUUUCACUAGAAGCAUUUCUUAUUUUCGGAAACUACUGGUACAUUUAAUGUUUAUAUAUGUAUAUAUCGCUUAAUUAUUAUUAUAUAUAAUGUCUUUCUGUUGGAUACACAUUUUUUUUCUUUUAAUACUGCUUAAUGAAAUGAGGUCUUCUCAAGUGGUGCUUGGUAGAAAGUACUUGGUUCUCCACAUUGUAUUUAUUUCAGAUUAUAUGACUGAUUAGAAAUUAUAUUUUGAUGGUAGUGUACUGCCACAAAAAAAAAAGUUAUAAAUACUUUUAAGAAGUGCACUUUUUUAAAUGUAUAAUUUGAUCCUAAACCAAGAGGAAAUGUCUAAGAAGUUGCAUCAUCUUGUAUUUGAUCAGUUUAUUUAAAUCAAUUGAUAAAAAAUUUUGUUGCAUGGAUUAAAAUAAUUAUAAUUUCAAACAAUAAUCUGUAAAUCAAGACAAUUAUGAUGUAAAAAGAAAACUUGUAUAUAAAUAUUUGCAUGUAAUGUAUACACACUAUUCUUAGUUAAAAUUAACAUUCCACUCAAAGUUCCAUUUACUUAUUCUUUACAUAUUUUGUUCCUUUAUAGAUCUAUACACUAUUGUUUUUAUAUUACUAUCUCAGUGACUUUAUUAAGACAUGAAAUUACCAGGCAGCUCUUGACAACUGUUGUAAAUAAACAAUAAUCAAAUGA